This is a messenger RNA of Alosa alosa (allis shad), 1957 nucleotides long. It is a transcript of the gene gja10a, whose product is annotated as gap junction protein alpha 10 a. Lineage: Eukaryota; Metazoa; Chordata; Actinopteri; Clupeiformes; Clupeidae. Gene Ontology annotation, cellular component: connexin complex. The record is from RefSeq and is a predicted model, not a curated record. Gene Ontology annotation, biological process: cell communication.
UUGUCCCGUCGGUUUCAGAUCAAUUCCUGCAUCCUGUGAACAGAGCAUGCAAAGGCUCCCGGGAGCAGUGAGUCCAGUUAGCAUUCCACGGGUACAGGCAGUGGCCGUGCAUACGGCUAAAUUUAGACGCUAAUUUUCACUCCGAACGUGACAUGAAUGACUGAUCACAGACCGUUUUGGAAUUAUGCUGACAAAGGACAAAGAAAAAUACACCUCCCGUUGAUAGCACCGACAUGUGGUAGGGAACAUGGGGGACUGGAACCUGCUGGGGAGCAUUCUAGAGGAAGUCCACGUCCACUCCACCAUCGUGGGCAAGAUCUGGCUGACCAUCCUCUUCAUCUUCCGCAUGCUGGUGCUCGGUGUGGCGGCCGAGGACGUCUGGGUGGACGAGCAGAGCCAGUUCGUGUGCAACACGGAGCAGCCGGGCUGCAAGAACGUCUGCUACGACCGCGCCUUCCCCAUCUCGCUCAUCCGCUUCUGGGUGCUGCAGAUCGUCUUCGUCCUCGCCUCGCCUGCCUACAUGGGCCACUGGCCACCGCACCGGGCGCGCUACCGGAAGGAAGGGCGCCACAGGAGGAAGGUCCAGCUGCGGGCCGAGCUGGAGGAGAUGGAGCCCCUGCUGGACGAGCACAGGAAGCUGGAGAAGGAGCUCAAGAGACUGGAGGAGCAGAAGAGGGUGAAGAAAGCUCCUCUGCAGGGCUCGCUCCUCCGCACGUACGUCAUUCAUAUCCUAACCCGAUCAAUGGUGGAGGUGGGCUUCAUAGUGGCUCAAUAUAUCUUAUACGGCAUUGGCCUGAAUCCCUUGUACAAGUGUGAGACUUUGCCCUGUCCCAACAUGGUGGACUGUUACGUCUCCCGGCCGACGGAGAAGACGAUCUUCAUGGUGUUCAUGAUUGUGAUCGCGUGCGUGUCCCUGUUCCUGAACCUGAUGGAGAUAUCGCACCUGGGUGUGAGGAAGAUCAAGCAGACGUUGUCGGGGCUGCAGUCGGCCGGCGGUCACAGCGGCGGCGGAGGUGGAGGGGACAGCCCUGGCCACCUGCCCUACAAGCCCGGCCUGCAGCAGCUGUGCGUGGUCACUAACAUGUCCCCGCAGAAGAAGUACCCCACGCUGGGGCAGACGAGCUACACGCACGAGUGCCACGGCGAGCCGCCUCCGCUCUACCUGGCCGCCAUGGACGCCAUACCCGGCGAGAUGCAGAGGGACAACAGCAUCGACGAGGGCGGAGGAGGUGGAGGCGGAGCUGGAGGCGGAGGCUGUGGUGGGGGCAGCGGUUACCCCGUCUCCUGCUUUGCCCAGCAGCCUCGGCAGCUGCGCUUGGCCAGCCAGGGCCGCAUCCAGGGCCUGCGCUUCCAGAUGCCCCUGGAGCAGCCGCCGCUGGGCCUGCAGCACGGCAUCUCCGAGAGCCAGUCCCAGCUCCUGCACUCCCACCACCAGCAGGACCAGCAGCAGCUCUCCCAGCAUCAGCUCCAGCAGGGUGGUGCCAGCGAGGCCGUGGGGGAGAGCCAUGGCCGGCUGGUAGGCUUGUCCCAUCAUCAGCAGCAGCAGCAGCAGCAGACCCACGAGUGUCCUCACCCUGGCGGCCCCCUGCAGGCCAACUACCUCUCCAUGCCCGCUCUGCCCACGCAGCUGACCCAGCACCUGACCCAGCACCGGCCCAGUCGCGUCCUGGACAUGCUGGAGGCCCGGAGGGACUCGUCGGACAGAGACGUGCUCUACCCGCCGCACCCGCGCAAGGCCAGCUUCAUGGCACGGCUGCCCUCGGACAGCGGCACGUCAGACGUGUCCAGCUGCCCGUCCAGCCAGAGUUUGGAGUCGGAGCUGGGCUCUCUCAACAACGUGCCCAUGAACCCGCCCGGGGGACGCAGAAUGUCAAUGGCAAGUAAAGCCAUGCGACUAAAGGCUUCUGACCUACUGGUUUAGAGAGGGAGCGGUCAGUUGCUCUCUAUGUCUUUUUGU